GUCCGGUACUUAAACACAUGUUUAUCGCGGAUAUUAGUUUUUUCCAGUUCGGAAGUUGUUUUAAGUGUUGCUAUUUGUCUUAAACGUUCACAAUGAGGAUAUAUUAAUCCUUUUUGCAAUAUUUGCGAUUGAAAGAUGGUUUGUGGUAAGAACUGGCUUGCUUUAUGUUACAGCCUUGAUACUAAAAAAUAUUUUGUUGUGCCUGAAAUGAACAAAUAAAAAAAUAAAAAAAGUAAAAUGGCGCCCUGUAUUGAAUGUAAAGUCAAACGUUGUAUAAAUGGAAAAAAACAUUUCUCCAGCGAUUUGAUUUUUUCCCCUUCCUUUUUUUAGUUCACUUGACAUGGAGCCACAGUUAACUAGUUUGGGGCACAUUUUUACUUGAAAAAUAGUAUUUAAAGCAAGUCACCCCCAAAUAAACUUUUUUUUUGCUGAUAAACUAAAUAAACGAGUGUCUAAUCGUGCUGCAGACACGUGUCAUCAAUAAUUUGGCACUUCAGUGCAUCUUAGUUAAAAUUUAAAUAUUCUGCCUAAAACUGGCAUUGUUGUGCUGUUGUCAGGUAAAAACUCUGCACUGUAUUCUAAUUCAAAUCUGCCACCGCUAUUGGCUAAGAGGUAUGCUAUGAUGUAAACUGGUACAUUAUGAUGUCACAAUGCUGUUGUGAGCCUGAGUGUGUGUGUGUAUUUGUUAGCAGCUCUGCCCUCUUGGUCUGCCAGGCAACAGCAUUUGUUGCAUUUUUCAAACAUGAAGCGGGAGUGGAGUUAGACUCUGGUAGGGGUUGACUUGCUCUUUAAACUGAUCAAGCUUUGGCUUUAAUGACACUGUGUAGGUUACUAUCUAUACAUGACUUUGCUCUGUUUAAAAGUAACAAGUUAAAAGCACUUCAGCACAUAAAAUUAAGAUUGUCACUUGCCAAAUAGUAACUAUAUCCUCCUGUUUACCUAUAAGAAACACCUCAAAAUAUCUUUAAAUUCUUUAUUGAUGAUUUAAUUGUAGACAACUAAAAUGGCAUUUUACUUGCCAAAAAGUGAUUGAAUGGCUCAGUUUUUCAUGGAGGCUAAAAUGGACCAAAUAACGGUUGUAUGUAUUAUCUGUUGAUGUUAUUAUACUCAUACUGUCUACUGAAGCAUCAUAAACACCCCAAAAUGACAAAAAAUGAUCAUUUCCCUUGCCAAAAAUUGAUGACAGGGUCCUGGUCACCUGUAAAGGGUUAAAUUGACCUAAAUAUUACAGACAGGGCUCGAACCUGCAACCCUCCAAUUAUGGGGUGGGCAGGCCAAGACACACCUGUAUGUUAUUCGUGCUGUCAUCAGCCCCUUGUUAUGCCACACCUGUGAGGUGGGCGGAUUAUCUUGGAAAAGGAAAAGUGCUCAGAUUUCAGAACAAUAUCUGAGAGUCUUGGCUGUUUUGUGCAAGUAGACAAAGUUUCAGACGUUUGAGUUCAGCUGAUGAAAAAUGGGAGCAAAAACAAAAGCGUUGUUUAUAUUUUUGUUCAGUGUAGAUCCAGCCCACAGACAUGAGCGAUGCCGAUCGCCCACCUGCUCCUCCGUCAGCACUUCUUUCUGAAAACUUUAGAACAGCGCUGUCGGUGUACCCUGACCAAACACACACAGCGCUUUAUCUCUGAUUUCCUUCCUGACUGGUUUUGUACGUGCUGUCUCCAGGCCUGUACGGUUUCUGAACACGUACAACGCACCUCAAAAGCUUGUUUUCAUCUGUUCGGCUCCCACCUGCUGCAGACUGACAGAUCAGAUAGCUAACUGAUUCACGAUGCAUAUAAGAGAGGCUCACUUUCAUUUUAGAGUCAGACUGCUAGAACAAACAGCGGUAACAGCUAAACAACUUUAAUAAUAUUGCUUAAUUAAAAAAUGUGUAAAGGGCUGUCCUCCCUGCCUUCCUCCUGUCUGGAGAAGGCAAAAGGGAUGCGCGUGAAGCUGAGCAGCCUGGCCGAGAUCCACCACAAGCACAAGAUACACGAUGGAAAAAUGCUCCAGGACCUGGAAACUCUUCUAAGCAACAAAAUCGGUCUUCAGGCUUUCCGAGGGUUCCUACGUUCUGAGUUCAGCGAGGAGAACCUGGAGUUCUGGCUGGCUUGUGAGGACUACAGGGUUUCCCCUUCAAACCUACAGAAAACCAAGGCCAGCAGCAUCUACAGCCAGUUCAUCAACCCACACUCCCCGCUGGAGGUGAACCUGGAUGCUGAAACCCGCGAGGCUCUGCUGGGUCUGAUGGACUCUCCAGGAGCCGAGACCUUUGACCGAGCACAGCAGAGGAUCUACAGUCUGAUGGCCAAGGACUCCUUCCCUCGGUUCCUUCGCUCUCAUCACUGCAUGGAGGCCAUCAAGGCGUUUUAAGCACUAAUGAAUCUGUGCAGCUCAACUUAAUGCUUAUUUAGUCAUGUUAACCAUAAGUAGUGCUGCACUUCUGAACCAUCUUCUGCAUGCUGACAGAAUCUAGCCUAAUGCCUGUUACA
Molecule: messenger RNA, 2471 nt
Organism: Nothobranchius furzeri (turquoise killifish)
Lineage: Eukaryota; Metazoa; Chordata; Actinopteri; Cyprinodontiformes; Nothobranchiidae
Product: regulator of G-protein signaling 5
Source: RefSeq, a predicted model, not a curated record